This is a messenger RNA of Saccoglossus kowalevskii, 1152 nucleotides long. RefSeq lists its product as uncharacterized. The record is from RefSeq and is a predicted model, not a curated record. Lineage: Eukaryota; Metazoa; Hemichordata; Enteropneusta; Harrimaniidae.
AUCGAAUGUACGCUGAAAUCAAUGGCCGUAAAAUGCGUUUCCUACGGACACUUCCCUGGUGAUUUGAGUUUCCCGCUUUCUUUGUUAUAGUUAAUGAAACACAGGGCCUAUUCUGGGUUUAUAUAUAAUCCACUUACGCUUGCGGGCUGGUUGUGUUUGUGAAGAAGGCUACAACAUAGGAUUCAGGCUCAGAUAAUACCCAGCGAAGCCUCAGGGUUUUUGAUACAUACGGUGCGGUGCGUUCAAUCUCGUAUUACCAUGUCGAAAGACCCGAACCGCGCUCUGUCACCGCGGUACAACGGUAUACCUCUCCGAUACGAAGACAGCAAACCAGUUCAAGUUCAAGAAUAUGCACAUACAACAAUAGUUCGUAUUGGAGACACCAUACACAAAGAUUUGUUGGAUGAAUUGGAAAAUGAUAAAAAGCAGACCAUAGAGGCUGCCAAAGCUGCUGUCUGGCAAGAAGCUGAACAGAUAAAGGCUGAUGCUCUUGAGAAAUCUAGGCAAUAUGCUAAAAUUGACAGGGAAAAAGCUAUCAACAAUUUGAAGAAAGUCCAUGAAAAAGCAUUAAAAGAAGAAGCUUUGAGAGUAGAAGGUGAAAUGCAAAAGCUCACAAUAGAUCAGGUGACUGCUGAACGCGAGAUGGGAGAGAAGAAGGUAACACAGGCUAUUGCCAAAACGAAAAAUGAAGGCGUCUUGGCCAAAACAAAAGCAGUUCGUGAAGCGAGGUGUGAAGAGAAAAAGAUAGCCAAGGAUGCAGCCGAAAUUCUAGCAAAACAAGUUGCACAACGCGAGGAAGAAACUGCAAAGCGAGUAGCAGAAGAGAAGCAGAAAGCUUUAAAAGAACUUCAAGAUAAACUUGUGAGAGAGAAGGAACGUGCAGUGUCUGAAACCAUGAAUAGGGAAAGAAAGGUUGCUGCAGCUGAAGUGGCAUCCAUAAAGGCUGCUCAUUCGCAACAAGUUAACUAUUUAGAAUACCAAAUAAGGACUCAUUACAUUAACCACCAGGAAGCUUUAAAAGAAAUCACGCGACUUGAAAAAGAGAAAGCUCAGUUGCAAGAAGAAUACACAGAACUGAAACAAGAGUUUCAGAGUUUUAUUAACAAGUCCUCUGGAUUUGAAGAAGGACAGGCAGAUUUUCUUCUUGCUUAG